AUGACCCAACACUCUUCGCCCUUCCCUUGCUCCUUCCACUCUCGAUUUCUCAGAGUCCUCGACCACAUCUUCCCAGCAAACUCGGAACAACAGCCCAAGACCCUGAUCAACCUCGACAACCGCAGCACUAAUAUCCCCAGCCAAAUGUGUGGCCGCGAAGUAGAAAGCUGGUCCUGCGGCUGCGAGGUCGGCGUCACCAAACCAUGCGACUACCCGACCCUAGCAUGCAGGUCUGGCGCCUUCUUCACCCCCCGACUUGACCACCCCUACACCUGCGCGGACUGCUCGCAGCAGAGUUUCCGAACAGACCGCGAUCGAGCCGGGGCGACUACCAGCCCCAUGACAUCGCCGGGCAAGAAGCGCUCCUCGUCUCAAGCCCAGAACGACGACCCCCGCGCGUACGCCCAGCGCGUGAUGGAAAAGCGCUUCUCCCGCCCCGCAGACCUGGACCUGAACCUGUCCCUCCCGCCGAAGCGCUCCCGCACGUCCCUGCAGAAAUGGUCCUCCGACGCUCCACAGCACAUAGGCCGGCGGAACAACGCCUUUGUACCUGUUGAUCACGGCUACGGCUACGGCUACGGCGACAGCAGCGACGGCGACAUCGACUUUUCCUCCCGCCUGGCCAAUCCGGCCCAAGACCUGACCUCCAUCGCCAUGCCCGGCGCCCUCCCGGCAGCGUCGUACAAUCCAUCGGACUCCCACCGGCCCGUUAGUAGCGGAACCCUCCGUCGGAUCGGCAGCGUGGUGACUCGGCGGCCGACGAAGCGCAGUCCCACCUACCCAAACAGUCCGAUCAGUCCGCAGAGUACGAUCAGUCCCCGCAGUGCACGGAGUCCACGCAGUCCACGCAGUCCAGACACGAUGCGUCGCAUCUCUCCUCGACAGAUACCGACCCCGUAUGCAGAGCCGCGAUAUCAGCAGCACCAGCACCAGUACCAGUACCAGCAAUAUCAGCAACCUCGGUACCAACCGCAUCAAGCGCAACACCAACACCAACCGCAGCAACACCAACAGCAAGUCCAUUUCAACCACACCUUUGACGGCCACGCCAGCUACGCCGCGAUGAAAGACUCGGUCGAACGUGAAAUCUACUCGGGCCGAUGGACGCGCACGCAGAUCCAGGCCUGGCACCGCUUCAACAUGCUGAAAGUCCAAGACCAGUACGAGCUGCUGCACACGUACGCCGACUCGAUGGCCGUACCGCCGCCUACCCAGCAGGCCGUCGAGGCGAUGCAGAGCAGGAAGAAAGCCAAGCCGGUGGGACGGCGCAAGAAGUAUCCGACUUGGCGGUCGUGGACGAAUUGGUUCGGCUGGCGGAAGUAG
Messenger RNA from Cladophialophora carrionii CBS 160.54, 1323 nucleotides. RefSeq lists its product as uncharacterized. Lineage: Eukaryota; Fungi; Ascomycota; Eurotiomycetes; Chaetothyriales; Herpotrichiellaceae. The record is from RefSeq and is a predicted model, not a curated record. The transcript has a single exon. The coding region runs from base 1 to 1323 and encodes 440 amino acids.